Trifolium pratense (red clover) is the source of this 805-nucleotide messenger RNA. RefSeq lists its product as uncharacterized. Lineage: Eukaryota; Viridiplantae; Streptophyta; Magnoliopsida; Fabales; Fabaceae. The record is from RefSeq and is a predicted model, not a curated record. The transcript is spliced from 5 exons. Bases 76 to 483 code for a protein of 135 amino acids. Gene Ontology annotation, molecular function: RNA binding. Gene Ontology annotation, cellular component: nucleus.
UGAAUUUUGAGAGAGUAACAGAAAACCGCGAAAAUUCACACUCAGAGAAAGAAUCAGAGAAAUCGAAGAAGAACAAUGGAAGCGAUCGUAAUCCUAACCAACUCCGGUGAGAUGAAGAACGUCACCAAUAUCAAUGGCGGCGACUUGGAGAAAGAGAAGAAGAUUCGUAUUCAGGUUUCCAGGUCUAAGAAACCUCUCUACUUCUACCUCAAUCUCGCUAAGAAACACUUGAAGAUGGACUAUGAUGUUGAGCUCUGUGCACUAGGCAUGGCUAUUCCAACUGUGAUAAUCAUAGCUGAAAUUUUGAAACGCAAUGGAUGGGGAAUUGAGAAAAGUAUAAUGGCAUCCACUAUUGAUGCUAAGGAAGACAAACAAGGUCGUGUGAUUCCAAAGGCUAAGCUUGAUAUUCUGAUGGGAAAGGCUAGGAAUGCUGACCAGAGUGCUGACCAGAGUACUGAUGCUUCAACUUCAACAGAGGAGUAGAACACUAAGAGGAGGAGGAUGAUGGUGAAACUCUACUGCUUGUAGAGUAUGUGUAAUAAUGUAGAUAUAUGUUGAUAUUCUUUCAUUGCUAUGUUGGUGUUGCUUGUUGAGUAUGUGUAAAAUGUAGAUAUAUGUUGGUGUUCUUUCAUUUCUUUGUUUUUUCUUUUGUUCCGGGGGGGCAAUAUACAGUGCUAAUGUUAGCCCUUCCGAUGGUAGAUUUUUGUAUAAGACUAUUGCAAUUUUAGCCAUAUGAACAAAGUAUUCAUUUGAAUCAUAUUAAUGUAUAAUGUUUUUAGUGUUAAUAGAUCUUCUUAAUUUGGUU